Molecule: messenger RNA, 6918 nt
Organism: Stegastes partitus (bicolor damselfish)
Lineage: Eukaryota; Metazoa; Chordata; Actinopteri; Pomacentridae
Gene: cep170ba
Product: centrosomal protein 170Ba
Exons: 18
Coding region: 187-4980 (1597 amino acids)
Molecular function (GO): protein binding
Source: RefSeq, a predicted model, not a curated record
GUGUGAGCCUCCCUUACCUGGCCGCUUGGUUUCUACCUGGGGCGUUUGCUGGAACUCCUUGUCAGGGUCGUCGACUUGGUGUUUUUUCCCCCGCCGCUUGUCGGACGCUGAACACUGGCUUCACUCAGGAGUAAGACGGAGAAGGCGUUAAAGGAUGCUAAGAAGAUCUUGACUCGGGGCCCCAACAUGAGUGUGACAUCAUGGUUUCUGGUCAGCAGCUCUGGCACACGCCACAGGUUGCCACGGGAGAUGAUCUUUGUCGGCCGGGAUGAUUGCGAGCUAAUGCUACAGUCCCGCAGUGUGGACAAACAGCACGCCGUGAUCAACUACGACACAAACACAGACGAGCACAUGGUGAAGGACCUGGGUAGUUUGAACGGGACGUUUGUGAAUGACCUCAGGAUUCCUGAUCAGACGUACAUCACCCUCAAGCUGUCGGAUGUCAUUCGCUUCGGUUAUGAUGCUCACGUGUACAUCCUGGAGAGGAGUCAGCACAAGGUCCCAGAGGAAGCCCUUAAACAUGAGAAGUACACCAGCCAGUUGCAGCUCGGCAUAAAAGCCCUGGAGGCCAAGGCGAAGGAAAAACAGCAGUUUCAGAGCCCAGAGAAGAGCAAGGACUCUCCUUCCAAUGUCAAACACCAGGACAAGGCUGAGCGUAGAGCCCACUCACUCACUGCUGCCACAGAUUCUCCGAUAUCCAAGCCUACUCCCCUGUAUGGCCAGCCGUCGUGGUGGGGGGAGGAUGAGGACCCUGCCAACAAAAAACAGAGCAGAGGUGGAAAGUUGCCAGAGCAGGAAUCUCCAGAGCCUGCUAAAGACGCGUCCAGAUAUGAGGUCAAUGGGUCUCUGUCGGACAGUCAAGCCAAAUCCAUCUUCUCCUAUCGCCGGGAGCCCAGCUACUUUGAGAUCCCAACAAAGGAGUUCCAACAGCGACCUACCAAGAAACUGGACUCGCAGGUUCAUGAGGUUCCCACAAAGGACACCCCAGAUCCCACCCAAUGUGUCUCCUCCACUCCCACUCCCCCUGUGGUCCAAAGCCAUGCCUCCUUCACCAUUGAAUUUGAUGAUUGUACGCCAGGUAGAAUGAAGAUCAAGGACCAUGUGACCAAGUUUUCUUUCCGCCAGCAGCGCAAGCAUUCUUCAAUAGAGCUUGCUACCACACCUACCGAAAUGCUGUCAGCCGAAAGCAAAGUUGCUGAUUGGCUGGUCCAAAGCAACGCUAGCAUGAUGAGGAGGUCGUCACAAGGGGAAGACUUGUAUAGCACAAACAGUGACCCAUCACUUAUGUUGAGCACCAAGGCAAACCACCAUGAAGAUGGCUCUCACAGUGAUUCAGGACACCCUACAAUCAGCAGACAGGAUUUUCUCCAAUCAGGGCCUCAGAAUGUAUCCCAGGGUUCCCCACAAACCCUUAGAAAUUCCCCACCACAACGCUUUGCCUCCCCUGACUCUGAGGAACCUUUGUCCUACUCUCCACCAGAGUCUCAGUCCCUUUCCAGUCUUGGCAAGGCAGAGCCCCACCAAGCUUUUGUCAUUGAAUUCUUUGAUGAUAACCCAAGAAAGAAGCGCUCCCAGUCCUUCACCAAUAACACUACCCCACCAGAGUCCUCAGGCCCCAGACUUCAGCUGGAGAAGGCAAAGAAGAGCUCAAGCCCAACUGGAGAGAGACAAGUCCCACCUCCACCCACCACAACUCCCCCAACCCAACGAUACACUAUCCCCCUCAAGAGCCCUGCUCCCACAGGACCUCAAAGAGCUGGCUCUCUACGAAGGGAAAAGACAGAAGAUCGAAUCAGCACAGGCUUUUCUUCCCGCUCCUCCUCAUCCGUGUCUACAAGACCCUUCAGCAGCGUGGGCCGGAGAUCUAAACUCGCCCAGGAAUUUACUGCAGAAUUUCUGAAACAAGCAAAGCAGAACUUAUCUGCCAGCUGGGAUAAAAAUACCUCUAGUAGAGCAGCUAAAACAGAGAAAGUGGCAGUAUCACAGUCUGAUCAGAGUACUACUAGCCCUCCUCAAGCUGAUGGCCCAUACCCACCUCAAACCUCCUCCCCUAUCCACAAGCCUGUUCCCCUCAAAGCUCCUGUCAUGCCUCUGGCAUCUCCAACUGUGGAAGUCAAGAGCCCCCAUGGUGGCCCCAGAAAUGAAGAGGAGGACAGUCUGAGUGACGCUGGAACCUACACCAUAGAAACAGAAGCUCAAGAUAAAGAACUGGAGGAUGCACGGAGUAAGAUUGACCAGGUUCAGUCAGCAGGUGCUGUGUUGCAGGGGGCUCCUAAGUGGAUGUCUUGCUGGGCCAGCUUGGCAGACAGCUACACAGAAUCUGGCCCUUCGUCUGGCCUCUUUGACAUCCCUCCCCAGAUGGAACUGUCAGGAGGAGCGCGAGCCACAAUCAUCCACAAGGCCACAGUCAGCCGAAACCACGACAGCACAGACUCGGAUGGCUCGAAAGCCCGUCGCAUCCUGCCACAGGUGCCACCGGGGGACAAGUGUGACAUUCCAACUCCCAGCAUUCAUGUUCACUAUGACCCGCAUUCAACGUUUGAUGUAGGAAACGGUAGCUUGGUGGCCCCCAGCUCCCAAGACAGCAUUCACAGGUUAACAGUGCAGGAUGACGUGGAGCCUGACAGCCUGAGUGACGCCAGCAAGUCUGAUGAUGGAUCCAUCAUAGAGCAGAGGAGGAGGCCGCUGUCAGACGGAGAAGACAAGCCAACUGAGGAGAAGCUCAGAGUACCAGCCAAGUCUACGUCUUUUUACAUCGGCUCGGAGGACGAGGUGUCCAAAGCAGAGCGUGGAGGCUCAAAAUCCAGCACGCCGAAGGUCGAGAGAAAACAUGUAGUCAAAACUUUCUCAACGGCCACUCUGACUAAACAGAGAGGCAGUCAGGAGUUUGGAAAAGUAAAGCCCACUGUAUCGGCUCCUGUACUGGGACAGGGGACACGGAGUCCAGAGUUGAAGGAGGGCUCCCCGUUAAUCAGACAGGAGAGCUUCACCAAGGAGCGGCCCAGCAAUGCCAGACUCCCCAACAUCUCUAGCCAGCCUCUACAAAGAGAUCCAGACCCUGAAUUGUUUCAGGGAGCCAACAGUCAGGACACCCACUCUUUCCUCAAAGAGACGGAGGACGUCCUGGCUGUUCUAGAGGCCAAACUCCAAGCAGGACGUUCAGGGCCCACUCCGUCUCCCAUAAUGGACUCUCUUUCUGGGGAGUCUGAUGUGGAUACGUCCAGCACAGUCAGCCAGCACAGCAAUAAGACCAAGCCGAACACACUGACGAAAAAAACAUCUGCUAGUGGCUUCCACAGAGAGAGGUCUUCAGCUAGCAUAGCGAGUCAGGACUCAAAUCAUCAGUCCACAUCAUCAGAAAAGCACCGUUCUCUGGGCUCAGACAGCAGGAACAAGACUGAGUCUGUCAGGAGGCCGGUUGGUCUGAGACGUAGUGUGGGAAAAUGUGGCUCCACAGAUCUAAGCGACGACCCUCAGAGUUUACCCUUCUCUGAUCAGGAGUCUAACAACCACCAAACCCGCAAGAAGUACACCGUGCCCCUUCAGAAGGAGGACGGCAAGACCACCAGAGUGUCCCAGGCCCUAAGUCGUGCCAACAGCUUGUCAGCCCCAAGACCUACCAGGGCCUCCAUGCUCCGUCGGGCUCGCCUGGGAGAGGCCUCGGACAACGAGGGCACAGAGACAGACAGGCUGUCCCAGGAGGCAGCCAACGCCCCGCCUAAGCAGCCUCAGGAAGCCAAGAAACUUUCCAGGCUGGAUAUGCUGGCCAUGCCUCGUAAGCGGACUAGCUCGUUCAACACACCCAGCGACACCGAGGCCUCAUCCACCCCGCAGUGGACAGGCAGGAGCUCAGGAUUUUCCAACCGUAGCACAGAGUCGGGCAGCAGUUCCACUCGAAGGGCUUCUGCUUCGGGGCCAAAGCCUGCAGAAAGGCCACAGAAAGCAGCGCUCGGCAAAACCCCGAUCACUCGUGGACGCUCCAGCAGUGCCAAAUAUGCCAGCAGCACAGCAAGCUCUAGGAGGCGACAGAAAGGCUCUGACUAUACCUCUACCUCAGAUGAAGAGUACGACUCAAACCAGAGCACUCCUAAACACAAACGCUCCCAACCUUCCCCAGCCUCUUAUAGCCCACGUCAUCAGCCUCGAUCACUGCCGGUGGUUGCCAUGCGUCCGAAAUCACGCAACAGAGAUUCUGAAGAUGAGAACCACGAGGGAGAGGCCUUCCAAAACUGGUCCUCUCACAGUGCUGAGAUUGCACGGUUGAGUCAAGAUCUAGCCAAAGACUUAGCAAUCUUGGCCAGAGAGAUCCACGAUGUAGCGACCGAUGGUGAGCCACAAAACCCUGGAGAGGAGGGCAGUGCACCUGUCUCCACGGUGACCGCUCACGAACAGCUGGUUCAGCAUAUCCCAGAGGCUGGGUUACACUACCAGAGAGUCCCCCCAAGCUCUGCGCGUACGAGGGAACCCGACCAGAGCUCCAGUGACCUCGAACAGCACUCCAGGCAACGAGCUCCAAGCAGAGACGAGGCCGUCGUGGAUAAUUUGAUGCUGAAUCCAGUGUCUCAGGUCAUCGUGGCCAUCAGAGAAAACACGGAGCAACUUGCCGACAAAAUUAAGGUACUGUUCCAGGACAGGGUGGAUAUCUGGGAGGAAAUUGAAGCCAAGGUUAAUUCUGAAAAUGACAUCCCUGUUGUCAAAACUUCCAACAAGGAAAUCACAACUAUCUUGAAAGAACUGAGGAGAGUUCAGAGACAACUCGAGGUCAUCAACACAGUCAUGGAACCCAGCGGGCAGCCUGAAGCUACGAAAACCUCAUCCUCCUCCUCCUCGUCUGGAGCUCGGUCCUCCAGACCUGCUUCCUCACGGGACUGGAGAACAAUUCACUCUGUUACCAAGCGUGGCGGUGGCCCGAGGCCCAGCGAGAGCGUCAGGAGAGCAGCUGUGACCCCAGACGAUCUCCGAGAGGGAUAUUUAGUCUGAGAUCUGACACAAACACACCAGCGCAGAACUUCUGCUAUAACUCCACAAACCCAGGUGCUGGACUGUUGUGAAAUGAAACAAAUGAGGGGGGGAAGUGAGACUGGAUUCACACAUCCUAACAUACGCACUACUGCGCUGUGAGCACUACACACCUGCACGGUGGUGUGAAUACACAGUGACGCCUGCACUAAACGCCCUUAAAACACGCUGAGUGGGAGGCCUGCAUACGAGGUGACGAUUUAAGGAAGUACUGUAAUAGUUCAGUAAAUCUCACCUUCACUUCUAAAGCGCUACAAAGCUAUACUUGAUUCUCUUUGUUUGCCAAUGAUACGACCAGAUUUUUAAAACAGCUCAUUGUAAUUAUUUGGUUUAAGUGAAAACCAGCCUGAGCAUAAUCAUCUCAGGGAAAUCUACAAAUACAUCAACUGUUUGUGUUGAGUGACAAAUCAUAUUUUGGAGGAAAUAUUAGUUCGUAGAUAUUUGUUUUGAGAGUAGAAAGACCUCCAGUUAUAGUUCUCUGUGACCUCGUGUCCUCGGUAACCCCGCUGCAUUUCUUUAUAUAUUCUCUCCCGUGUUUUUGUCUUUGUUUGCCACGUUCCUCUGUGUGGACCAGAUUUAUAGAAAGACUGUAAAAAGUAUUUAUUAGGGCUCUUUUGUGAGACGCUGUGGUAUUUUGUAGCUGACACGACACGGCUUUGGGAGAGCGUCAGUGGCCUCUUGUGCCAGACUAGUUGUUGUUAUAUUGCACAGUUGCUACAAGCCAAUUUUGUGUGUCCUUGCCCCGGUAACAUUUCUCUCCUCAGUAGAUGGACUCUACCUGUUUUGUCCUUAUCCUUCAGGAAUGUGCGGUCUGAAUAGGAGGAGGGGCUCAACUCCGUAGUGUGUCCACCUCACAGUCACACAGUCAGGUGGCUGUAACACACAGCUCGGGAGUUUCCAAUCAUUCCUGCCUUUUGAAAAGCGUAUUUUUAUUCACGUCAAACUCAGUUGGGAGCUUAAAAAAAACCUGCUUUUCCAUGCCCAAAGAACGCAAUCAGCUCUGAGGGUUUGGCCAAAGACAAUCAUGAAACAACAAGCCUCCUUUAUCUGUGUUUGCACUGAGCUCACCACAUCUAGCUUCCAUAUGGUUGUUGUUCUACGAGCUCUUCAGAGCGCUGCGGUAACAGCUGGACAUUUCCUCGGUCUCUUGAGUCACAAUUUCACUUCUGCGGAGUCCUCACAUGACAGGAGACGUGAUGUAAUUUUAGCAUUUGUGUUGAUUGUGUGAAUCUUGAUUAUUAGUUCUGUCGAUGAGUGUAAAUGUCUAAAGAUACCUGUAUGUCUAUGAAUUACCUCUAAAUCUUUGCACUAAAGGUAGUACAACAUUGUCCCGACAACCUGAAAUGCUGCGAACUGAAAGCUUUUUACUCUCCUGUGAAAGAUUGUAAGCUUCUUAUACCGAAGCAGGGAAAAAAGGCGACCCAGUACACCAGCAAGUUUUUCUUUUUUUUUUCGUUCUCCUCUUCCCAGUCCAGAUUGUACGUGUGAUUGUAACUGGGAAGUACCUACAAGUGCCACAUAGCUGUGUGGGAUGAUAUUUCAUGCAGCCCAAGUAAAGUGGUUGUUUACAAGCUUGAGCAAAAAAAUUGAAUGUUUCUUUCUUAACGAAUUGCUGCUAUUCAUUUUCUAUGGGAUAGUGUUUCCCCUUUUGCUUUAUUCCAACACAGUUACAGUGGGAGAAGAUCGGAGAGCUAAAGUUUAAAUCUUGUGUGUCAAAUUUGUGUCCUCCCCCUUUUUUCUUUUUUUUUUUUGAUAUUCAGUUUCUGUUUCCCCUCCUUCUCGCCCCCCCAAAUGAUUUGCUAGUAAUUUGUUAGCUGGUAUUUAUGUUUGGUUGUUUGUGUAAGUUUAUAGAUGAUGAUGAUUCCAGAUAUUUUCAAAUAAAUUUGUUGAGCAAACCUG